GGAGAGAGAGAAAAACUUUUGUAGAUUCUUGUGCUGGUGCUUUGAGGCAAAAAGUUUAGGGUUUAGCUUGUCUUUGUUAUACACUUUAUUUAAUGUAUUGGAAAAAAGUGACUUGGAAAAGAAAGCCACAUCUUUGACAUGAAAAGAGAGCAAUAACAAGGAAAAGAUUUGCAGCUUGGAGAAUCUCAAUAGAUAUUGCCUUCGAAGAUAACAUGAUGGAAGGAAUCAAAGGAGGAGGAAGGGUUGGUGUUGGUGAAGAAGAUAUGGGAGAUGGCAUGCAGUGCAGUGAUCAUCCUUAUAGAAACAACCCUGGUGGGAUCUGUGCAUUUUGCCUUCAAGAAAAGCUAGGGAAGUUGGUUUCUUCUUCUUUUCCUUUGCCUAUUCGUGGGUCAUCAUCAUCUUCUUCUUCUUCUCCUUCUUUUAGAUCUGAUACUGGUGCCGUUGGUGCUAGUUGUGGCAAUGGUGUUGUUGGUACUUCUUCUACUUCGCUUUCUCUUUCUCUGCCUGUCCGUCCAACACCAACAAAAAGUAGGAAUGAUAAUGGCAAUAAUAGUCAUUAUCAAGAAUAUUAUACAAGGCGGGCCAGGAUCCCGUUCCUUUCGGCAAAGAAGAAGAAGAAGAUCAUGGUGGCAUCAUCAGACCAUCAUGCUGCUGCUGAUAUCGUUUUUAAGAGAAGCAAGUCCACUACAACUCCUAGGAGAGGCCGUUUCUUGGAUGCUUCCGUGGAUGAUCGUGAGGACUCUAGCCCCAGGAAGAGAAGUGGCUUCUGGUCAUUUCUUUAUCUUUCUUCCAAGUCCCAUAGUACCAAAAAGCUAGAAAAAAUUGCUUCUUUAGCAGCACCGGUAGUAGCUGCAACAACAGCAACGACAGCAAGAGCAACAACAACAACAACACCAGCAGGAGCUGCAGCCAGUAGUUCUGUUGUGAAGCCAAAGGAGAAAUGCUUGGGAUCAUCAUUGUCCAAGAGAGGAGGCAUUGUGGUCGUGGAGGAUGAUGAUAGUCCUAAUAGUCAAGCUACUCCCUCUGCGUCAUCAUUUGAGCGCAAGGUUUCAAGAUCCAGAUCUGUUGGUUGUGGAAGCAGGAGUUUCUCUGGUGAUUUCUUUGAAAGAAUCUCAACUGGGUUUGGAGAUUGCACUCUUAGAAGAGUGGAGUCACAAAGGGAAGGCAAACCAAAAGUUGCUGCCUCAUCAUCUGCAAUGAAAGAAAGGGUUAAGUGCGGUGGCAUUUUUGGUGGUUUCAUCAUAACCUCUUCUUCGUCAUCCUCAUCCUCAUCUUCUUACUGGGUGUCGUCUUCAGCUGAGGAUGUCAAUGGGAAAUCAACGGCAGGGACUCUUGUUCAUGGUAGGAGUAAGAGUUGGGGUUGGGCUUUUGCCAGCCCCAUGAGAGCUUUCAGCAAGCCUUCUUCUAAAGAUGGUAAGAGAGAUACCAUCAUUAGAGAAUCAAACAGCAAGAACACAACUCCCAAUCUGGCAGCAAUUCCUUCCUUGUUGGCUGUUAGAGGCUAAAGAGAAGAACUUGGUGGUGGCUCUUGAUUUCGGUUAAUACACAUUACAUUUGGUUACCUGCUUAUUUCUGUGUUUAUGAUCUUUCUUGGACUCCAUUCCAUUAGUAAUGUUACACUCUUUUUCUUUCUUAA
Messenger RNA from Theobroma umbraticum, 1636 nucleotides. RefSeq names its product vitellogenin-like protein. The record is from RefSeq and is a predicted model, not a curated record. NCBI's taxonomy places the organism in Eukaryota, Viridiplantae, Streptophyta, Magnoliopsida, Malvales, Malvaceae.